UUCAGCGAGCUGUUCACUUGAGUUUCGCGGUUCGACGUGUAUGCCCACUUGGUCUUUCGGCUCUGGAGAAAACUAUUCGAAUCUGGUGAAAAUCAACUCAAUUCCCAGCAACUCAGUUCAGUUUCGCCUACUUGUCCAACUAUAAAAGUGCGCUGUAGUCGCUGUCAAACAAUUGCAUUCAGUUAUAAAUAUUUUAUUGCAAAUUGCAUUUUCAUGAGCUAACAACUGUCUCUCGCAUCGCGUGUGAAAAGUUACAAACAAUCAAAACAAUUGCCAACGGUUAAUGUUAAUAUCCAGGCAAUUAUAGAAAAGUAAUUUGAUUGCCAGUCUUACGCAAGGCCAACUACAAUUACCAAUACUGCAACAAAAACAAAACCACAACAAACCAAGCAAAACAACAACACAGAAAUCCCAAUUUGGAUUUAUUAAUAGCGCUAAAAAAAAAAAAUAAAAAACAACCGUUGCCGUAAAUAACACAACAAAUUGCCAUCAACAGCCAAUAUGUCGAUCGCCAGUGUUCACGGUCCCCAAAUCGCCGACAUCUGCAGUCCCCUGUCGCAUCAUAAUCUCGGUCUGUCUGCCUCGCUGCCAGAUCUGGUCGGCAGCCCACUCGAGAUCAACAUGGACAACGUGCUGACCAUCGAGGAGCUGCGCCAGCAAAUGGGCUCCUGCUUCACCUGCGGCGUCUCCUGGACGGAUGACCAUGUGUCCCUCGACUGCAGCGAAUGCGGUGGCUACAGCCUGGAGCGUCCCUGCCCGCUUUGCGACGGCCAGUGCGGUGUGCAAUGGAAACGUGACUUCGCCAUGUCGCAUGCCUGCAGUCAAGCUCGCUGGGUGGGAGUGUGCAUCAGUUAUCCGGAAGUCGUGGCUGGAGUCCAGAUGCCCGCCGCUGGAGCCGCCACCUCGUGUGCCGCCGCCGCUGCGAAUCAACUGCGUUUGGCCCAGGAGCUGUGCUCCCGCCUGGAACAGCUGUCGACGUCGACGGCGAGCAAAAGCGGUCGCAUCUAGAGCGCGGUCCGCCGCACAGUUCCUUCGACAGCCAGACUGCAAACACGCCUCCACAUCAGCCACACCCCCGCACACAGCCAUUCAUCCGGAUAGCAGUUAGCAGAUAGCAGAUCGCAGAUCGCAGAUAGCUGAAAGCUGUAGCAGAAACAGCUCCACCUCCACUUCCACACACAAAAACCACACACAGUCUCUCACCCGUAAUUUAGGGCCUAAUUGCUAAGCUUUUUAGUUGUUAGUUUUUAUUGUUGUGUAGCGUUGAGUCUUUAUUUUGUAUUUUUUUGUUUCUUAUUUUCACAAUUUUCCUUUGUUUAAUGAUUUCACUAGUUUCGUUUUCGUUUCGUUUAGUUUCGUUCGUUGUGUGACUAUUCAACAAAUGUUUAGCAGCUAAGUUAGUUCCUUUGUUUACUGUUUAAUGGCACCAUUUUGUUUGCACACAUGACCUAUUCUAUCCAGGAAAAGACUUCUUUCUGCUUAGACUUAAGCCGAGUUUAGGCAUUGCAGUGAUAACGGUGAUAUUAGCCAGAAAGAAUCGUGAACAAAUAGUGAAUUUAUAAAGAUGUAGCAAAUGUCUAACGGUAGCUAUAACACACAAACAAACAAACACACACACACAGACUCUCACACACACUAAACAGCCCGUGUAAUCGUGUAGAGAUUGUUGUUAACAAUUAGUUAGUUGUUGUUGCUUUUUGCCUUGUGUCAAAGCUUGUUCGAAGCGAGGAGAUCCGAGCGGGCCCAAAUCGAAGUUGGCUUCGACUUCGAUGGUGCAGCCGGAGUGCUCAGUGAGCGAAACAAAGAAUCUUCCAUAUUGCAUAAUGCUCAACAAAGUAA
Drosophila ficusphila is the source of this 1839-nucleotide messenger RNA. RefSeq names its product protein pinocchio (gene Pino). The record is from RefSeq and is a predicted model, not a curated record. The coding region runs from base 502 to 1008 and encodes 168 amino acids. The transcript has 4 exons. NCBI's taxonomy places the organism in Eukaryota, Metazoa, Arthropoda, Insecta, Diptera, Drosophilidae.